Messenger RNA from Daucus carota subsp. sativus, 2676 nucleotides. Its product is annotated as cyclic nucleotide-gated ion channel 1. The record is from RefSeq and is a predicted model, not a curated record. Gene Ontology annotation, molecular function: monoatomic ion channel activity. Gene Ontology annotation, biological process: monoatomic ion transport; transmembrane transport. NCBI's taxonomy places the organism in Eukaryota, Viridiplantae, Streptophyta, Magnoliopsida, Apiales, Apiaceae. Gene Ontology annotation, cellular component: membrane. Bases 311 to 2449 code for a protein of 712 amino acids. The transcript has 8 exons.
AUACAACCCAACAUUAACAUAAACAUAUCUACACACAGACACUCCAUUGAACACGUCAAAGCGACCAUGAAAAUGAUGGUUUUGCUUAUCGCCACUCAGAAGUCUCCCCGAAGCUUCCCUUCUUAACUACUUGUAUUUCUAUUGUCUCUUGCACUUUCCUCUUCUUCUGAUUCUUCUUCAUUCUGCAUAUCAUGCCUUCGAGACUACCCGAAGGAGUUUUUGUCUGAAUGGCUUCCUGUUUUGACUUUUCAUUGGAAGCUUAGAGUUUGAUCAUCCAUUCUCUGCUGUAUCUUGCACAUAAGCUUGCAGUAUGAGUUACAGACAAGAUAAAUUUGUGCAAUUUCAGGAUUGGAAAUCAGAGAAAAGCUCUGAUGGACUAGUAUCUACAAAUGAAGGAAUUCAAUCAUCAAAAUUUGGAUUAUCAAUGAAUGCAGUCUCACGCAAGUUCAGACUAGGAUUUGAGCGCAGUUCUGAAAGGAUAGUAAACCUGCAAAGAUCAUUUAAAUCUCAUUCCUUCAGCAGCCUUUUGGCAAAAGGCGUAGGUUCUAGCAAAACAAUACUUGAUCCGCAGGGACCCUUGCUACAGAAGUGGAACAAGAUAUUCGUGAUAUCUUGCAUAAUUGCGUUGUCUCUUGAUCCUUUGUUCUUUUACAUUCCAGUCAUCAAUGAUGUGAAGAAGUGUCUAAUGCUGGAUAAGAAGUUGGAGACUACUGCUUGCGUUUUGCGCUCUUUCACCGAUAUCUUCUACAUAGUUCAUAUUAUUUUUCAGUUUCGUACUGGUUUUAUUGCUCCGUCUUCACGAGUUUUCGGAAGAGGUGUUUUAGUUGAAGAUGCUUCUGCAAUAGCAAAGAGAUAUGUGCUAUCGUACUUCUUGAUUGAUAUUCUAGCAGUUCUUCCACUACCACAGGUUGCAGUUGUAAUCAUUAUUCCACACAUGAGAGGUUCAGAUCCGCUGCACACCAAGAAUUUGUUGAAGUAUAUUGUUCUUUUUCAAUAUAUACCCAGGGUUCUUCGAGUAUUCCCUUUGUACAAAGAAGUCACGCGAACUUCGGGCAUACUUACUGAAACGGCAUGGGCUGGUGCUGCAUUCAACCUUUUCCUCUACAUGCUUGCCAGUCAUGUGCUUGGAGCCUUUUGGUACUUAAGCUCAAUAGAGAGGGAAACAACAUGUUGGCGUGAAGCAUGUCAAAAUUCCAAGGACUGCAUACGUUCUUCAUUUCAUUGUGAUGAUAAAAAGAAUUUUGAUUUACUUUUGAAUGCAUCAUGCCCGAUAAAAACACCAAAUACAACAAUCUUCGAUUUUGGAAUAUAUCAUGAUGCUCUCAAUUCUGGAAUUGUGGAGUCUAAGGAUUUUCCCCAAAAGUUAUUUUAUUGUUUUUGGUGGGGCUUGCAGAACUUAAGUUCGCUAGGCCAAAAUCUGAAAACAAGCACCUAUGUUUGGGAAAUAUGCUUUGCAGUAUUCAUUUCAAUCUCUGGCUUGGUUCUAUUCUCAUUUCUCAUCGGAAAUAUGCAGACAUAUCUACAAUCAACAACUAAAAGAUUGGAGGAGAUGAGAGUAAAAAGACGAGACGCAGAACAAUGGAUGUCCCACCGUUUGCUGCCUGCAAAUCUGAGAGAACGAAUUAGGCGGUAUGAGCAAUACAAAUGGCAGGAAACUAGAGGUGUUGAUGAAGAGAAUCUGAUCCGUAACCUUCCCAAGGAUCUUAGAAGGGAUAUCAAACGACAUCUUUGUUUGGCUCUGCUGACUAGGGUGCCCAUGUUUGAAAAGAUGGAUGAGCAAUUGUUGGAUGCUCUCUGUGACUGCCUUAAGCCAGUGCUGCACACUGAGGAUAGCUAUAUUGUAAGAGAGGGGGACCCAGUGGAUGAGAUGCUGUUUGUAAUGCGAGGCAAGUUACUAACUGUUACCACUAAUGGAGGACGGACAGGCUUCUUCAACUCUGAUUGUUUAAAAGCUGGCGACUUUUGUGGGGAGGAGCUACUCACUUGGGCCCUAGAUCCUCAUUCGUCAUCAAAUCUCCCAAUUUCUACAAGAACUGUUAGAGUCCUCUCAGAAGUCGAGGCCUUUGCCCUCUUGGCCGAUGAUUUGAAAUUUGUUGCAUCUCAGUAUAGGCGACUCCACAGCAAGCAGCUACGCCAUACAUUUAGAUUUUACUCACAGCAAUGGAAGACUUGGGCAGCUUGCUUCAUACAGGCUGCUUGGCGACGACACUGUAGGAAGAAAAUGGAGGAAUCACUUCGAGAAGAGGAAGAUAGGUUACAAACUGCCCUGGCCAAAGGCACCGGUAGCUCACCAAGUUUAGGCGCCACAAUCUAUGCUUCAAGAUUUGCUGCUAAUGCGCUACGUGCUUUACGACGCAAUAGUACAAGAAAAGCAAGGAUACCGGACAGAGUACCACCAAUGUUGCUCCAAAAGCCAGCAGAACCUGAUUUUACUGCUGAAGAUAAAUAGAUAAAUAAACAGUACAUAAGCUCAUCACUGUCUUCAUUAAAUGUCAUUAUUGUAAAGCAUUUAGUUAUUGUUUUUUCAAGUUCUUAGGCCCUUCUCUGUCUUAAGUUGUAUAUCCCUUUAAAUUUAGUGAUUAGAAGUAGCGGUUUGGUUGUACAAAUUGAACGCCUCUUGCCUGAAAAGUCAAAGUGCUCCUACAGACAUAUAAUUUUGAUCAAGGGUUUUGCAGA